Molecule: messenger RNA, 2665 nt
Organism: Dioscorea cayenensis subsp. rotundata (Guinea yam)
Lineage: Eukaryota; Viridiplantae; Streptophyta; Magnoliopsida; Dioscoreales; Dioscoreaceae
Product: serine/threonine-protein kinase BLUS1
Exons: 1
Coding region: 389-1960 (523 amino acids)
Biological process (GO): protein phosphorylation
Molecular function (GO): ATP binding; protein kinase activity; protein serine/threonine kinase activator activity
Source: RefSeq, a predicted model, not a curated record
CCACAUUCACUCACUAAUUUUUGGGCAUACUUGUUGCAAGUGUCACCCAGUCAUUAGAGACCUUGAACCCAGAUAACCUUGUUUUCCAGUGUCAUAACUCACAAGCCUCACAACACCAACUCACCAAUCAAAUAUAACUAAAAAACUCACGAGAAUCUCAAGAGAAUCUCACUAAACCUUAAUCUUUUUACGUGAAACCAAAAAGAUUCACUCACCUGUGACACUGAACUUUAUUGACAUGAACAAAGAAAUCACCUGAGAGGCCUUAACAUCUCCCACCUGUUUCUCUUUGACAAAGACACCAUAUCCGUGACAUAUUACUACAUUACCUUACUUAUCCCUUUAUAUAUGUACUCAACCUCUGCAUUAUCUUCUAAUCCCUUUGUAUAUGUUCUCAACCAGUCUGAUGUCCGCACUUGUUCAAAGCAUGGCUGACGAGGAACCAAGAAACAUGCCCAUGUACCCUCUUGAUGCAAAAUCAUACCAUAUCAUGCAAGAGGUCGGUAGUGGUGUGAGCGGAGUAGUGUACAAAGCCGCAUGCAUACCGAUGAAUUCCGCUGUUGUUGCCAUUAAGGCCAUUGAUCUUGAGAAGUCAAGAGCCAAUCUUGAUGAUGUUCGGCGUGAAGCCAAGGUCAUGGCUCUCUUCUCCCACCCGAAUAUUCUCCGAGCUCAUUGCUCCUUCACUGUUGACAGUCAUCUCUGGGUUGUCAUGCCCUUCAUGGCGGCAGGUUCUUUGCACUCCAUCAUUUCAUCUUCGUUCCCUGAUGGCCUCCCAGAGCCAUCCAUCGCUGUUGUUCUUAAAGAGAUUCUUAGUGCUCUAUCUUAUCUUCAUGAUCAGGGCCAUAUACAUAGAGAUAUCAAGGCUGGUAACAUUCUUGUGGAUUCUGAUGGAUCUGUGAAACUUGCAGACUUUGGUGUCUCAGCUUCCAUCUAUGAGUCAUACCAUUGGUCUUGUUCUUCUUCUUCCUUCUGCAAUGACAUGGCUGGCACUCCUUACUGGAUGGCCCCAGAGGUAAUCCACUCCCACAUGGGCUAUGGUGUCAAGGCUGAUAUAUGGUCCUUUGGCAUCACUGCACUUGAGCUUGCACAUGGCCGGCCACCUCUUUCGCAUCUUCCCCUGUCAAAAUCACUGAUGAUGAGAAUCACUAACCGAUUUCGCAUCGAAGAUUCUCAUGACAAGAAUGAUAAGGAGAAGAAGAAGAAGAAGUUCUCCAAGGCAUUCAAGGAGAUGGUGGCUGCUUGUCUUUCUCAAGACCCAUCCAAGCGCCCCCCUGCCGGGAGACUCCUUCGCCACCCUUUCUUCAAGAACUGCAAGUCUCCGGAGUAUCUUGUCAAGAAUGUGCUGCAAGUGGUGCCACCUGUGGAAGAGAGGUUCAAGGAUAUUAGCAUUAAUAGUAAUUCAGCUUCUCCUAUUGUCAAAGUCCGGAGAGUGAGUGGGUGGAACUUCAAUGAGGAUGUCCUGGAGAUGGAUCCAGUCUUCCCAACAGAUAAUGAUGAUAAAUGCACUAUUACAUGUGUUCAGCACCAUGGAGAACAGAUUGAAGACAAGGCUUGUUGUCCAGACUCAAUUGUUAUGGAAGUCAACAAAAUUAAUGCAAAAGAAGAACAAGAGUUACCUAAGGAUGUAUGUACCUCUCCUCCAAACUCAACAGUUGUCCCGAAGCAGUUGCUGAUUCCAAACUUGAUCUCUCUCUUGAAUAGCUUGGAUGUGCAGCGAGUUAUGGUGAAGAAUGUGCUUGCAUGUUGUGGUGGCAUGGCUGUUGACGAAGAAAAAUUUAGGGACCAAAGAGAGCAGCAGCUUCUAGUAGUUGUGCAGAGGUUGCAACAGACUGUUGAUGAAUUGAACAUUCAGCUGCAGCAAGAGUUAAGGAGGAAUGCAUAUUUGGAAGCUGCAUUGGAUAGCAUUAGAAAGAAAGGUAGUGCAGAGGAUGGAAACAAGGCUGAGCCUAACUGUUCUUAAGCUUCUUUUGUUGAGAUAUAAGGUCGAUAAAUAUGAUUGCUUCCUGCAAGUACCAUAGCGCUUAAAAUGUAAUAUUCUAUAAAUCACUAUGUAAGUUUCUCCGCAUCACCGCACUGUAGAUUUGAGAUUGCCCUACAAUAAAUGUAUUGAAAGAAAACCCACCAGAACAAUGGACCUAAAAGCAAUAGCACUGUAAGUAGCAUAGAUGUGGAUUCCAUCACUAAAGAAUUGUUACAUGAUUUACAAAGAUAAACAUUUGGGUAAAUAAAAUAAAGGGGCUAUGGGGUUAACCAGUAGGUAUUGAGCAAUUCACCCAAAUUUCUUCAUUUAAGAUGAAUAUAUGGCUCGACUCCAGUUUACCACUUCCUCAAAAGUAUCCUUAAGCAGUGAAGGCCAUCCAGAUCACUAGACCAGGUAUAUGAUAUGAAAUGCUAAUCUUACUGUCAAAUGUUAGAGACUGUCACGUAAUGGAGAAAAUGGACAUGCAGAUUGAUCAAUUGGCUUAAAUGGCUAAAAGCCAAUUGAUUCCAUAUCUCAUAAGCCAUACCAAGCAUCAGGAGCCAUAUUUACAACUAGGCAACUUACACAGGCCACAUGUGAAGUCCAUUCCAAGAAGAAUAUGGAAGAAUAUAGAAGAUCACAAAGAUUAAACUUCUGAAAAAUGUGUGAACAUAUCAAUUCUAGUCUUUAUGUAUUUCCUUGGUA